This is a messenger RNA of Rubroshorea leprosula, 1334 nucleotides long. Lineage: Eukaryota; Viridiplantae; Streptophyta; Magnoliopsida; Malvales; Dipterocarpaceae. The record is from the annotation of a GenBank genome assembly.
GAUGACGUGGAAUAUUUACAUGUUGAAGAAAGUUGAGUUUUGAAGUUGUUCACUUGAAAAUGAUUGAAUGAAUUGAGAGGGAUAAAUAUGCGUGUCAAAACUGCUGAGGACAUAUUGCGGUUUUUCCAGAACUUCAGGAUGACGAUUGCUUACGGGUUGAUCUUCAUUUCUCAAAGUCUGACAAUAUUGAAUUGCUAUGUUUAUGUCUUUUUUGUAGGUUUUGAUAUGGUCUUCCUGUUGGUAGUUGAUACUCUUAAUUGAAAUUGCUUUUAUAUCAUGCAGUUCUGGAGCAUCAGAUAAUAUGUAUUUUUCACCGUGCUUAAGUGUUAUAAUGAUUGAUAGUUAAAUAAGGUUUAUGUUUUGGCACUAUUUCCCUUUCCUUUCUUCCUUUUUUCAGUUCUUUUUUCUUUUUACGGAGAAUUGAACUUAAAACACACACCCUGAUCCAACCCACUCUCUUACCACCGUGGUGCUUUUAUAGUUUAGCUUAAGAUAAGAUGUUCAAGAAUGCAGUUUCUCAUUGCCAAAUUUAUGAGCUGAAUGAGUUAUAUGAUAUUAGACUGUGGCCAUGUUUGAGAAAAAGGUGGAGGGGAUGUGUCCUAACGAGGUAACAUUUGUUGCUGUUCUGACUUCUCACAGUUUGAGCUCAUUCCAACCUCAUGGAGUUGGGACUAGAGUUUUUUUUAAAUCAAUGUCAUUAUGUGGGAUAAUGGCCAUUGAUGGAGCACAAUUGGUAUGUAGUUGAUUUAUUGGGCAGAAUAGACUCUCUGAAUGUGGUAACCAAGUUUCAAACAUUUUUGGGCAUUGUAUUGCUGACAUGAGAUGAAUAGUAGAAACUGGGUCUGGGAUCAAGAAAAAUCACCUUAUUGGUUUUGUGUUAAUGUUGUUUGGUUCAACAUUCUAAUUUACUACAUGAAAUCUGCAAUUAAGUUAUACAGACAGUGGAAUACUGUAAAAGAUUGGUGCAUUGUAGAAUAUUUAAGGUUGUGAAUCAAAUUUUACGGGAGGUAGUGUUUGUUGAAUUUCCGGAGAAUUUAUUUUUGAAUUACUUGUGUCUGAAAAUCAAAUUGCAAUAGUUCAUUGGUAAGGAACUAGCUAAAUGAAAUUGAUGGAUAUGUGCAUGCUGCAAUCAGUUUUGAGAAACAGUAUUCUGUCACAUUUAACCCCAAUUUACUCUGCCUUGUAACAUGAAUGUGCCGACUUUCAGCUUGCAUGCAUAAUUUUUUAAUAUAUUUUAGUGGGUGGAAGAGGAGUUAAUAAGUAGAUAUGACACCCAGGUUGAUUGAUUUUUUUCUGAUAGUUGCUAACUAGAUAAAUAAAUCUGAAGUUCCUUU